Molecule: messenger RNA, 1350 nt
Organism: Penicillium cosmopolitanum
Lineage: Eukaryota; Fungi; Ascomycota; Eurotiomycetes; Eurotiales; Aspergillaceae
Product: FAD-binding oxidoreductase
Exons: 2
Coding region: 1-1350 (449 amino acids)
Molecular function (GO): oxidoreductase activity; FAD binding
Source: RefSeq, a predicted model, not a curated record
AUGAAUAGACUCAUCCAAUUCCUAUCGGUAAACCCACACAUCCGCCAUGGAACCCCAGAAUCCCCUGGCUUUGCGGAACUUCGCGAGCAGUUCGUUAUUCAGGAAACUAGAACCCCGGGAAUAAUCGUACGCCCACGUACUAUCGAGGAUAUUGCUUCAUUGGUAAAAAUUCUGACAACAAGCAAUCUGCCUUUCAGUGUCCGGGGAGGCGGACAUGAUAUGUUCGGUCGAACCGUUGUACAAGAUGGUGUCUCGAUCGAUAUGCGUGAGGUCUCUCAUAUAUAUGUCGACAAAGCCUCUCAUACUGCACAAGUUGGUGGUGGGGUGAUAAAUUUGGAUCUCCACCGAGAGCUUGAUAAGCAUAAAAUGACAACCGCCCACGCAGUGACACCAAGUGUCGGAUAUACUGGGUGGGCUAUUCAUGGGGGAUACGGUCUUUUGAGUAAUAACUACGGGCUUGGAUCGGAUCAGAUCGUAGGCGCCCGGGUAGUGGAUGGACACGGCAACAUUGUGGACGCCGACGAGACUUUGCUCACGGCCAUCCGAGGAGGGGGUGGAUCUGUGGCAGUUAUUUACGAACUUCUCAUCAAGGUUUACCCUUCAGAAAAGAUACUUGGGGGAUUCUUCGGCUACCAAUCGGCAGAUUUAGUCGCCACGAUACGUCAGUAUAAUGAGAAUUAUCGCAAGCUCAAAGAAGAGGGAAUCCCACCUGCCAUGAGCUUAUAUCAAGCUGUGAUGGAUGGGCCAGAAGGAAGGGCAUUCACGGUUUUUGUGAUUUGGUCUUCAUCCAAUCUCGAAGAAGGCCAAAAGUGGGUUGACAGAGUAGCCGGACUGGCUCCUAUUGCGGUCAAAAACGUCACGACAACUACGAUCUUGGAAUUCAGUGAGGUAGCUGCGACUAUCACAGAGAAAACAUCAUAUGCUACAAUUUUCUGUCCUGGAUUCUACGAUUUGACACCCGAGGUUGUUGAUAUAAUUGGCACUUACGCAAAAAGUCGACCCAAAUACUCAGGACCUGCAUUAGGCAUACAUGAGCUCCGUGCGGAGGCACCCCGAGAAUUUGCAAACUCGGUGUUCAACGCAAGGGAUCCGCAUUUCCUCGUCGAAAUUCUUCCCUUGUCUUCCUCUCUAGAAGUCUUUGAGGAAUUGCGGGAGUGGGGCCAGCGCUUUUACGAUGCUCUUAUGAAGACAGACCCAGCCAACAUUUACCCCAUUUCGUAUAUUCCACUGAGUCCAGAUGAGAGAUUGGAUUUGAAGGUCAUCUAUGGUAAUCGUUAUGAGACUCUCAAAAAGGCCAAGCAACAAUAUGACCCAAAGAAUGCCUUCAAACACUCAGUCGUGCGGCCCUGA